CGAAAACAAUAUAUCCAAUGCAUCAUGUAGAUAGGUAGAUAUACAACAGAUCCAACCCAACAUGUUAUAUUCCACAUCGUGUACCCGCCCCGUAGACUUCCUUGUAGGUAUCCUCGACCUAGCCCACCGACGGCGCCUCUCAUGCAGGUUCGCACGCAGAACGGUCCGGCAGAUCCACAGAUCGAUCUCUCCACAUAGCCAUGCAUCGACACCUCGGACCGUUAUCCGGCGUGACUGGCGGGUGGGCGGAGGCGUGGAAGGGCACAGGAGUGGGUGUUGGCGCCGCGGGCGGCCGAGUGCGGUUUGCGAAAACGAGCACAACGGGCCGCGAGGAUGGACAAAAUGCCUAAGUCCUAUAUAGGAGCUCCGACCAGAGCGGCCAGAGAUGUCUUUUCAAACGUUGAACGUCGUGGGCAUGAUUUGUGUUCUCCAGUAAUCCGCCAGUAUCUUCAGACGGAUCAGGACAAAGAACACCUCUCUCAGAUCGAUAACUCAGGACAAGAUAGCGGGCAGCAGAUAUUGGUCUAACGCUCGG
Molecule: messenger RNA, 535 nt
Organism: Aspergillus welwitschiae
Lineage: Eukaryota; Fungi; Ascomycota; Eurotiomycetes; Eurotiales; Aspergillaceae
Exons: 1
Coding region: 62-361 (99 amino acids)
Source: RefSeq, a predicted model, not a curated record